AACCACUGCUGAGGUCAUAGAAUCUUCCCUCUCCUCCCUCUGUCUCCUCAUUGCCACAGCCAACCGGCUCCCACAUAUCUGCACACACUUAAAUACAAAGGCCGGGAAGGGUCAGACCACCAUCCGGGUACUCUAAGUCCUCCCUCCCCCUCCUCCUUCACCCCCAAGUGUUUCCCACAACUGCCCUCCCCCACCUCUAGCUGACCAUGGCAUCAGAGGCAGAGAAAACAUUCCAUCGGUUUGCUGCGUUUGGAGAAUCAUCAAGCAGUGGCACUGAAAUGAACAACAAGAACUUCUCCAAGCUGUGCAAAGACUGUGGCAUCAUGGAUGGCAAGACAGUCACCUCCACGGACGUGGACAUCGUGUUCAGCAAAGUCAAGGCCAAGAACGCCCGAACCAUCACGUUUCAACAGUUCAAAGAGGCAGUGAAGGAACUGGGCCAGAAGCGCUUCAAAGGGAAGAGUCCAGAUGAAGUCCUGGAGAACAUUUAUGGACUCAUGGAGGGCAAAGACCCAGCCACCACUGGCGCUACUAAAGCAACAACAGUGGGUGCAGUGGACCGUUUGACAGACACCAGCAAGUACACCGGCACCCACAAGGAGCGCUUUGAUGAGAGUGGCAAGGGCAAGGGCAUUGCGGGACGGGAAGAGAUGACUGACAACACAGGCUAUGUGAGUGGUUACAAGGGUUCUGGCACCUAUGAUAAGAAGACCAAGUAGAGAGGAGCUUCAUCUUAGCCUGCUAGCCCCCUGACCCUGCAUGUUUAACACCAGGGAGCUUGGAAAACAAUAAACAUCUGUGUGUGCAGCAGCCAAAAUCUCUGACUGUGAGGGACAGAUGAGCCUACUAGUGUAGAGAGAGGGAGAAGAGGCAGCACGGGAGGGUGGGUUCUCAACCACACACCCUUCACUCUGCUUAGCCUUAUGCCUACCAGCCAUCAGUUAGCAUUCCUCCUCAACAGCUGCUUCCAAGAACAGGAUGGAAGAAUAUAUUUGGAGUAAAGAGAUGAACCAGAUGUGGAGGUAAAAGUAUCUACUACUUGUGUUCACACAUUACUGAUAUCCACCUCUCCACCCCCACCCCUCAAAAGGGUGUAGCAAUUCCUCAUGUGAUGGACUAUGACUAUAUCACAUAUUAGAUCCUUCCCUGUCCCUCCACCUUCCUCAUCUGUUGCAAUUCAGGUUUUUUGGGUGGAGGAGUAGAAGCCAGCUAAGGUUGCCUGACUUCUAUUACAAAUUUGUUCCAGAGCUGGGGUAAGGGGAGAGUCUAUUUUCAACACCCAGCCCAGAACUAAGUUUUACCCCACAUCACCUCCAUCAUGGGGCACAUGGGACAGAAGAGCUUACUGACUGCUAAGGGUAGCUCAGGAAGAUGGCCAGAUGAGGCAGGCUGCCAGGAUUCCAAGAGCAAGAGUUCUGGUGCACUGAAGAAAAAGCAAUUAAAUCACAACAGAGUCA
Molecule: messenger RNA, 1457 nt
Organism: Pan troglodytes (chimpanzee)
Lineage: Eukaryota; Metazoa; Chordata; Mammalia; Primates; Hominidae
Gene: TPPP2
Product: tubulin polymerization promoting protein family member 2
Exons: 4
Coding region: 207-719 (170 amino acids)
Biological process (GO): positive regulation of protein polymerization; microtubule bundle formation; microtubule polymerization
Cellular component (GO): microtubule
Molecular function (GO): tubulin binding
Source: RefSeq, a predicted model, not a curated record